AUGGCGAUGAAGGAGAAGAUUACAGGAGUAAAGAGUGGUGCCGGGAAGGCCGCCGGAGUGAAGGAUGUGCAUUACAGAGGAGUGAGAAAGAGGCCAUGGGGACGAUACGCCGCUGAAAUCCGAGACCCGAGUAAGAAGAGCCGGGUCUGGUUGGGUACCUUCGACACGGCGGAGGAGGCGGCGAAGGCUUACGACACCGCCGCCAUAGAAUUCCGCGGCCCCAAGGCCAAGACCAACUUCCCUCUGCCUUCUGAAAUCACCAAUAGCCAGAGCAGCACGGUGGAGUCCUCGAGCCGUGAUGGUCUCCCUCCAGCACCGCCUGCGAUUGACCUCACGCGCCGCGUUGUUGUCCCCGGAGAUGUUGGUGGGUCCGUUGCUGGGUAUAAUCAGUUUUAUCACCGCCAGCCUGCGUACGCUGUCCUGCCAAAUGGUCAAACGGUGUUAUUUUUUGAAGCGCUUGCGCGGCCGGCGAUGGUGAACGGGGGAAUUCCGUACCGAUUUGACUCGGUGGCGACUGAGUUAACUCGUGGGUAUGGCGGAGGUGCACUGAGUGACUCGGACUCGUCCUCUGUUGUUGAUGAGAGUAGUCCUGUAAAGAAGGUUCUUGACCUUGAUCUCAACUUAUCUCCACCUAUGGAGAAUUGA
Molecule: messenger RNA, 645 nt
Organism: Ilex paraguariensis (yerba mate)
Lineage: Eukaryota; Viridiplantae; Streptophyta; Magnoliopsida; Aquifoliales; Aquifoliaceae
Source: the annotation of a GenBank genome assembly